AUGGCACUAUCCAGUGAGAUUCCAGACCCAGCGGAACCUUCAGGCGCUGUGCUACGGAAUGUCGGAUCGCGCGAUCGCGGAGUGAGCGAAGAUCCCCGCGAGGCUCUGGAGCUGCAAGAAAUUCAGACACGCGAAGACAAUGAGCUCAACGAGUCCACGGCCUCUGCCUCGUCUGGUGAUGAGUAUCGCGUCGUGACGCGUCGAACCACAUCACGCAUCGCGGCGCGUGCGGAAGCCCGCAGGCAGGCUCGGAAGGGUGCUUGGGGCAAGCUCACUCGGUUCUGGACGCACCAUGUUACCUUGACGGUUCCGCACAAGAGUAACAGGGACUAUUUCGCUCUGGAGAGGACGUUCCUCGCCUAUAUCCGCACGUCGGUUGUCAUCGCACAACAAGGGGUGCUCAUCGCACAGCUAUUUCGCCUGCAGACAGCCGAGGCCUUGGCGGAUAAAUUGGGGUUUCAUCAAGUGGGUGUUCCGCUGUCAGUGACCUGUCACGGUGUGGCUAUUCUGGUGGCUUUGGUUGGUGCUUUUCGAUUUUGGCGACAACAAGGUGCGAUCGCUAGGAAUAAGAUUCAUGCUGGUGGGUGGGAACUGAACUCUGUGGGAAUUCUCCUGGGCUGUAUUAUUCUAACGACAUUGGUCAUAUCGAUUGCGAUUAUUGUCGAGAUCGAUAUAGAUCCGUCCAAUGUCAUCAAUCGAAUACUGGUUCGAUGA
Messenger RNA from Penicillium salamii, 714 nucleotides. The record is from the annotation of a GenBank genome assembly. Lineage: Eukaryota; Fungi; Ascomycota; Eurotiomycetes; Eurotiales; Aspergillaceae.